This is a messenger RNA of Cyclocybe aegerita, 1233 nucleotides long. The record is from the annotation of a GenBank genome assembly. Lineage: Eukaryota; Fungi; Basidiomycota; Agaricomycetes; Agaricales; Hemipholiotaceae.
AUGUCUUCCGGGGCUGCUCAAUGCCAAUCUACACUUGCCACAGCCAAGUCCGUCGCUCAGCGACUCCAAAGUCGCUACUUCAAUCCAGGAAACGGGAAGUAUACUGGGGGGUCUCUCUGGACCGAUGCCGUAUUUCUCUCCCACCUGCGCAAUCUUCGCUCCAACCUGACGAACCCAUGGCAGAAUACUCUUGAGGAUCUCCACAACCUCAUGUUAGCUACGGGGGCUGACGAAUUUUCUACCGUGGCCGAUACCUCAUUUAUUGGAAGAGCGGCCCUUGAUGCAAACACGAACUGGCAAAAUAUUCUUGCUGGAAGUAACGACGACGCGGGGUGGAUUGUCCUUACUCUGUGGAAGAUAGCAAAUUAUAAAGGCAGCCGUGGACUCUCUACUAUGGCCUACUUGGCAAGUCAAGCACGACUUCAUCAGACCACCAUCGAUCUCAGAUGUCAAUUUCAGAAUAGCGCCAAGAAAAUAUACGACAUUAUCGCAGGCCAGUGGGAUUCGACCUGUGGUGGAGGCGUCUGGUGGUCCACUGCCCAUACGUACAAAAAUGCCGUCACAAAUGAGCUAUUCUUGUUACUGUCUGCCUCCGGGUUUCUUAGGUUUGGCGAUCAAGCAUACCUCGACAAUGCGCAGAAGACUUGGAACUGGCUCCUCAACUCUGGAAUGAGAAACGCGCAGGGUCUCUGGAACGACGGACUUGACAGUGCCACCUGUAGGAACAAUGGUCAGACGACCUGGACGUACAAUCAAGGGGUCAUCGCGUCUGGUCUUGCAGCACUCGCCGUGGCUAACAAAGACCCUUCGCUUCUCAAUCAAGCAGAAAUAACCUUGGACGCAACCAUCGCACGCAUAACUACGAACAACAUCCUCCGUGAAUCAUGCGAUAACGCGGCUUCGGGAGGGCCUGUCUGCAACCAAGACCAGCAAAUUUUCAAGGGCAUCUGGACGAAGCACCUUCAGUAUUACCUCGACACGGCCAGCGACCCGGCAUGCACAGCCAAGUGCAGCCCGUUCCUCGGAUCGCAGACUUCCGCCGUUUUUCACUAUGGAACGAAUGCAAACAACGACAUCGGCUCCGUCUGGUACGCUCCCAACCAGGCGCGUCCAAUUUCAUUCCUUGUGGUGCCAAACUUCCUCAUUACUUCCCAUCUUUCGGGGGGGAUCGGUCUUUACCCCGAAAACGAGCGCCAGUGGCUUGGCUGCCCAUAUCGCAGCGGCCAAUCGUAA